Molecule: messenger RNA, 3405 nt
Organism: Hypomesus transpacificus
Lineage: Eukaryota; Metazoa; Chordata; Actinopteri; Osmeriformes; Osmeridae
Product: diacylglycerol kinase theta
Exons: 23
Coding region: 574-3333 (919 amino acids)
Biological process (GO): lipid phosphorylation; intracellular signal transduction; diacylglycerol metabolic process
Molecular function (GO): ATP-dependent diacylglycerol kinase activity
Source: RefSeq, a predicted model, not a curated record
GGGCGGAAGUAAUUGGAGUAUUUUCAUUUAGAACUGCCUCCCAACUAUAGCACUGCCAACGUUAGAAAGAAAAAUGAAAACACUAAACAGUUGAUUUUCCCGACUGAAUAGUUGUCGCUGUCGGUAAUUUUGUUUCUGUUGAUGUCAUAGGAUGUCUUUGAUUUACCGCCGCCUCACAUGCAGGAAUUUGGAAGCUUAUUGUUUUGUCAUUUUUCCUGGAAACCAGCCUAAAUAUGUUGUUCUUGACAAGCUUAUAGCCAGCAAGCUAAUAGCUGUAAUGAAGAACUCGUAAUAACAAGGAAUUAGCUUAGUUGGUCUAUUCCAUCCGCAUAGUUGCCGAGCUUGCUACUAAACAGGAGGGCUGUCAUCAAUCGUCUUCAGCAGACCACCGUCGCAUGAGCACAGCUGGCACCGCUCGCUCCGGGUCGGGAGUGACUCGGCGAGGGUGAACGUAGCGCGUUUCUAGCGAGAGCUUGCUAGCUAGCUCAGCAACUGCCUGACUGCGGAAACGGUCGUUUCCCACAAACGUUGGAGACAGAUAGUUGUCCUCGACUUGAGUCUUACGCGGGGACGAUGGCAGAAAGCGCUCGAGUCAAAAAUGUCAGCACUGAUAGCCCCUGCGCGAGCCCCCGGUCCGGGGGGAAAAAGGCUCAACAGUCUCCCGGCUCGCGCUCUAAGUACCAGGUCAGCGCGCCCGGGCAUUGUUUUAAGAGAGUGACUCUCACUAAGCCAACAUUCUGCCACAACUGCAGCGAUUUUAUAUGGGGUAUUGUCGGAUUCCUAUGUGAAGUGUGUAACUUCAUGUGCCAUGAGAAGUGCCUGAAGACAUUGAGAACGGUGUGCUCAUGCUUGGCCCCAACGCUGGUGCAGCUCCCCGUUGCUCAUUGUUUCGGUCCAGCUGGGCAAAAGAAAAGAUUUUGUUGUGUGUGUAGAAAACACCUUGAAGGAAACACAGCGCUACGUUGUGAAGUGUGCGAGCUCCAUGUCCACACUGACUGUGCGAUGUUCAGCUGUGGGGACUGCCGUGUGUGCCACCAAGAUGGGACGCAGGAUCGAGACGUGUUCCACCACCACUGGAGGGAGGGGAACAUCCCCUCAGGGGCGCGCUGCGAGGUGUGCCGACGCACCUGCGGCUCGUCUGACGUCCUGGCCGGGAUGAAAUGCGAGUGGUGCGGCAUGACGGCGCAUGCUGCCUGCUACGUCAUCGUGCCUCCAGUGUGUGAUCUGGGCCGGCUGGCCGGCGUGCUGCUCAGACCGGCCUGUGUUCAGCUGAGCUCCAGGAACUUCAGCAAGAUGCACUGCUACCGCAUCUCUGAGAGCUGCCAGAAUGAGCUGGAUCAUUUUGAUGAGGUUGACAGUAUCAUGUCUGCUCCAGCCAAGGAGAGCCAGCCUGCCUCCACUCCAGAUUCAGGAAAGCAGGUGUUGAAGGUGUCAGAUGGGGAUGAUGCCAUCAAGCGGGGCUUCUUUCGCUUGGUCUCCAUUCCUCGAAUAACCAAGAAUGAGGAAGUGUUGGAAUCUGCGCUGAGGGCCUUCUACUUACCUGACGAGCCCAAGGACUACGACCUGCACGAGUACGGACAAGCACCCCUGCAGUCCGACGACAUCCUGAACCGCAACGGUAACCCUGACAACAAGAGCAUCUUCAAGGACUGUGUUCCCGAGGCGUGGGUUCUGAGGGCCAGACCACAGGACACGGAGGGGCUGAACAUCUACGCCGGCUGGCAGAAGGUUGGUGCGCCCUAUGUGUCCAUCUCCAUAUCCAAGAACAGUACAGUGGAUUCUGUCAUCCAGGAAGUCCUCAUUCGACUGGAAAAACAGGCAGAGGACCCUUCCAAUUUCAACCUUAUAGAGGUGUACAUGGGAAGCAGGCAAGUUCAGAGACAGGUGCUGACUGGUCAGGAGAUGCUGCUGGACAAACUGCAGGAGAUCCGGAAGGUUUCCCUGAGGCAGAUGAACCAGACUCGCUUCUACGUGGCUGAGAGCAGGACCAGGAGCGUGCAGGUGCAGCUGCUCAUAGGAGGACUGCCCCCGCUGCUGAACAAGGACCAGUACUCCCACCUGCUGCAGGAACACCUGGCUGUCAAGCGUCACCUGAUUGCCACAACGCAUGUGUACGGGAGCCAAGGAGCGCUGGUGCUGCAGAUAUCGUGUUUCUCAGAGGCGGAGAGAGUCUACAUGCUAGCCAAGGACACGUCUGUCUGCAACAAACAGCUCACCUCCCUGGUGAUACCCCAGAUACUGCACAACAAGUUGGAGAGAGGCUGCUGUCCCUUGCUGGUGUUUGUGAACCCCAGGAGUGGAGGCCUGAGAGGACGAGAGCUGCUCUACAGUUUCCGGAAGCUUCUGAACCCUCACCAAGUGUUUGACUUGACCAAUGGUGGACCACUGGCAGGACUCCACACGUUCAGGGAGGUCCCCCACUUCCGGGUGCUGGUGUGUGGGGGGGACGGAACGGUGGGCUGGGUCCUGGGAGUCCUGGAGGCCGUCAGGCACAAGCUGGUCUGUCCUGAGCCCCCGAUUGCCAUCAUCCCUCUGGGCACAGGGAACGACCUGGCCCGGGUGCUGCGCUGGGGGGCAGGCUACAGCGGCGAGGACCCCCAGAACGUGCUGCAGGCCGUGGACGAGGCAGAGGAGGUGCAGAUGGACCGCUGGACCAUCCUGCUGGACGCCCAGGAGAUGAGCGGGGGUGGGGAGGAGAACGGCUACCUGGAGCCUCCCAAGAUAGUGCAGAUGAACAACUACUUUGGUCUGGGCAUCGACGCAGAGCUUACCCUUGACUUCCACCACGCUCGCGAGGAGGAGCCAGAGAAGUUCAACAGCAGGUUUCACAACAAGGGUGUGUAUGUGAAGGCAGGGCUGCAGAAACUUAGCCACACCAGGAACCUACAUCAAGACAUUCGGCUGCAGGUGGACAAACACGAAGUGGAGCUGCCCAGUAUAGAGGGACUGAUCUUCCUCAACAUCCCCAGUUGGGGAUCUGGAGCAGACCUGUGGGGAUCAGAGGGGGACGGUCGUUUUGGUCGUCCCCGUAUCGAUGAUGGGAUGCUGGAGGUGGUGGGGGUGACGGGGGUGGUGCACAUGGGCCAGGUGCAAAGUGGGCUACGCUCGGGGAUCCGCAUCGCCCAGGGCAACUACGUGCGCGUCACGGUAACCAAGCCCCUCCCGGUGCAGGUGGACGGGGAGCCCUGGAUCCAGGCCCCAGGACACAUCAUCAUCUCUGCCGCCGGGCCAAAGGUGCGGAUGCUGAGGAAGUCCAAACACAAACAGAAGAGGUCUGCAGGGCUGAGAGAGGCCCGGUCUGAGAGCCCCUCAUCCAGUGAUGGAGGCCAGUGACCCCUCACCCCUCCUGCCCCUCACCCCCUCUCCCCUCCUGCCCCUCACCCCCUCUCCCCUCCUGCCCCUCAC